AAAAACCAAUAUGUCUACCUCCCAAAGGUGGUACAAAUACAAUGUAUACCAACUGUUGGGUAACUGGAUGGGGCUUCACAAAGGAAAAAGGUGAAAUUCAAAACACCCUACAAAAGACAAAUAUUCCCUUGGUAGCAAAUGAUGAAUGCCAGAAAAGCUACAGAGACUAUGAAAUAACCAAACAGAUGAUCUGCGCUGGCUAUAAAGAAGGGGGUAAAGAUGCUUGUAAGGGAGACUCAGGUGGCCCCUUGGUUUGUAAGCAUAAUAGAAUGUGGAAUUUGGUCGGUAUCACCAGCUGGGGUGAAGGCUGUGGCCGAAAGAAACAACCAGGUGUCUACACCAAAGUUGCUGAAUAUGUGGACUGGAUUUUAGAGAAAACACAGGACAGUGAAGGAAAAUCUUUGACGAACCUACCAGCAUGAAUAAAGUUUAUAAAGCCGGGGGAAAGUUCAGCUUGUAGCAUAUGUUGUACAACUGCAAUUCAAUUCACACAGUGAACCCUGAGGUCCUGAUCUCAUGUGAAAGCUGAUAUUUACCUCGCAUCCUGGUCAUCAGAAUGAAAAUAAUGCACACAUUAUUUUAAAGUUGCUGAGAUCACUAUCUUGCAUAUGCUUUUAUCAUUCAGAAAUAAUGCUAACAAUCUCCAUGAAUUUUUUUGUGAUGAAAGAAAAUGCCAAAGAAAUGCAACUAAGAAGUGUUUUCUUCUGAUUUUUCAAACAGAAUAAAAAAAUAAUUGAGUCCAGAUUCUA
Molecule: messenger RNA, 749 nt
Organism: Erinaceus europaeus (western European hedgehog)
Lineage: Eukaryota; Metazoa; Chordata; Mammalia; Eulipotyphla; Erinaceidae
Product: plasma kallikrein
Exons: 3
Coding region: 42-422 (126 amino acids)
Biological process (GO): proteolysis
Molecular function (GO): serine-type endopeptidase activity
Source: RefSeq, a predicted model, not a curated record